Molecule: messenger RNA, 930 nt
Organism: Drosophila eugracilis
Lineage: Eukaryota; Metazoa; Arthropoda; Insecta; Diptera; Drosophilidae
Exons: 1
Coding region: 12-893 (293 amino acids)
Source: RefSeq, a predicted model, not a curated record
CGAAGUUCAUCAUGGCUGCAUUUGUGAAAUUUUCACUAGUUUUCCUAGUUGGUUUGUCUUUUUGCCUGGCCGAAAGCCUGGCUAAGCAUCCAAGUCGACAGGAAGCGGAGGAGGACAUGUCCAAGUUCAUGACUGUUCUACGUCAGGAACAACUUAGUGAAGGCUCGCCACGAUUCAAUGAUGUCCUGGGCAAUGCAAGGACCAUAAUCGAAUACCAAGACCAUGGAUUCAUUGGAGUGCGAAGUAUUUUUCAGUGGAUGACCAGUCCAAAUCCUCGCAACGAUGGGGUCUAUAACUUCCUGCAGUUUUACACCACCGAAUCGAGUGGAUACAUUGGAAUCCAAAACUAUGAGAAGAGCUCCAAGUAUACGAUUCUGUUCUCCGUUUGGGAUGCAGAUGGUGCUAUUCCAGGUGAUAACUUCGAGUGCAGUACCUUCGGAGGCGAGGGCAUUGGUUACAAGUGCUUCAACGGCACUUUCCCACUGAUUAGCAAUGCCAUUUACUUUUUGGAUGUACAGAUCGAAGGCUCCACCUUUAGAGGCUACAUCUCGGAACCGCAAGAGAAUCUGGACAGCGUGACCAGCAAUCAAGUGACCAGGCAUUUGAUUGGCGAGAUCACCACUCCGCACAAAGAGCUGACUAACCUCAUACCCUUUGGCUACUACAAUGAGAACUAUCGGGAUAAGGACACCUGCCGCGAGGCCUUUGAACUGGUCACCGUUAACCAGGCUCCUCAUCAAUAUACAAAAUAUGGCCAUGCUAAUACCAAGUUCACCGAAGCCUAUCUCUAUAAUUCGGAGUGCGAGGUGGAGAAUAUUCUGGUGGCCCUCACGGCAGACAAGAAGAGCACCAUCUACUUCACCAGGCCCACUGCUUUAGAUCUAUAUGAUUGAAGUUUCAUUUUAAUAUUGUUUAAAUUAUUAUUAUGUU